Molecule: messenger RNA, 3274 nt
Organism: Microbotryum saponariae
Lineage: Eukaryota; Fungi; Basidiomycota; Microbotryomycetes; Microbotryales; Microbotryaceae
Source: the annotation of a GenBank genome assembly
AUGGACAUUAACGUAGCAUCCCUGUGGAGAGAGACGGCACACCAAUUCGACCCACCUCACUACCGAGACGAGGCUACAGAGGAUCAGAUCUCGGUCGCACAGGUACGUCGCACCACGGUCAGUCGUGCUCGAUCACCGAUCAUUUGCACUGAGAGCGCGCCUCCUAUCUCGGUACGACGUUGUGACAAGCAGGCGUGGCCACUCUGCGUCGCUCACCUCAACCCGGCAGCGCACGCCCAGAACUUGCACACCGACUACUUUGAGCCUCCUGUCAUCGUCAGAGCCGCUCAGGCCGUAGAGCGAGCCGGGCUCAGUGAUCGGCUCUUUGACGACUAUCUACGUCAGUACUGUCCCCCAAGCGUUUGGUCUCAUAAACUCUGUCAGCUCACGUCAUCUCAAUCUCACCCGCAGUGGCCAUCAAGGACACAUUCCAUGUCGUUCAGGCCGAGGUGCUCGAUUGUCUCGAUCGGUUCUGGGUCGGUGACCUCAAUCGGCAGCCUUUUCCCUUCAGGGCAGCCAAGCUGACUGACCGGCUUGGAUCGCUACAUCAUAGUCAUCAUCGGGCGAUCAUCAACCGCUCGCCGUGGUUCAACUUCUUCACCGCGUCGGACUCAUCCUCGACCGAUGGCAGCAACCGCUCUCCACUUUUUGGCCGUCAGUCCAAUUAGGUCACGUGCACCACGCGUCGAACAUCUGAGCCCCGCUGAUACACUCAUUUUCACCAAAUCACGCCAGGUCAUCAACGGCCCUCGCGAAAUACAAACGACAUUGUCUGAACUGCCUGUACGCAGUCUUACCCCCCGAGUUCACCCAAGCGCUCGGUGUCUAUCUUCGGUACCUCUUGCACCUCUCCCCACCCCUCGGUUCGCUUCCUCCCAACCAUGCCCACGCCUUGUCGACCUUGAUCCCGCUCUUGGACCGCUACGACCCACUCUUAUUCGGGCUGAUAUACGAGGAGAUCGAGAAAAAGGUUGCGCGGGAUUGUAAAGGCGUGUUCGAUCAACUCCAGCUACAAGCAUUGCUCGGUUGGGUCAACGGGCCGGUCCUGAAUUGGGUGGCGGGCCUGUACGAGAAGACUCUGUCCGACGGGGCAGCCGGGUCCGAAGACGCGAAAAAGCUGCUCAAGCCUACAUUCACACGGUUCGAAUACCAUGUGCACAAGACAAUGGGUGUCGUAAGGUACGCUUGGAUUAUGUCCCGGGGAUUAUGUGGAGGCGGAAAAGCUGACGCGUGUGGUGCCCUAUUCGUGCAGGGCGUCAGAGAUGUUUGACAUCAUCGUCAACUUUCCAAGAUCAACACCUGCUUUGGAAGACCUCAAAGUGAGCUCGGAAUGUCGUUCGGACCCUCAAGAAACUUAGCUCACUCGGCCGUCUUGCAGGUUUGCCUUCUCAAAACAGACCAGCGAGCCAUCAUCGUCAACAAGCUGCGACAUCUCAACGAACAACGAUUGCUGCACCCGGGAGUCGAUACGAAGGAUAUCAUAAGCCAAUACAUUGCUUCGAUCAGGUGUCUGCGUCUGCUAGACCCGCAGGGCGUGCUUUUAUCAAGGAUUGCGGAUCCAAUACGACAAUAUCUUCGGUGCGUCAUCAGAUUGCUCACAUCGAUUAUCAGUCUGCUAACAUUCUCCCUUUCGUUUUCAGAGCUCGGGAAGAUACCAUCCGAUGCAUCGUUUCGUCGUUGAUUGAGGAAGGCAACGAGUUGGUCAAAGAGUUGGCAAUUUCGGGUGCAAAACCUGUUCAGGAUGCCAAAGAUGAAGCAGAGAACUACAACGACCCCAAAUGGACCCCUGACCCAAUCGAUGCGCCUGCGGGUCAGUCUUGCAAAUGCGAGCACAAGGCAGUUUCUCUUUGCUGACAUCACCUUCUAACCUCUAUGGCACGUUCAGAUUUCCGAAAAAGCAAAGGAAGUGACAUCAUACAACUCCUUGUCAGCAUCUACGACACCAAGGAUGUCUUCGUCAAAGAAUUGCAAGUCCUGUUGGCCCAACGACUCUUGGCCGUGAAGGACUAUGCAUUCGAGAAGGAGAUUAAGAAUGUCGAGGUGUUGAAAGUUAGGUUCGGGGAGGCGAGUCUGCAAGGGUGCGAGGUCAUGAUUCGGGAUCUGCAAGAUUCCAAGGCUAUCGAUGUGGCUGUUCAUGAGCGGAAUCAGGUGCGUGGAUCUCUAGGCGCCCUUAGUGGUGACUGUCGACCGUCGACUGACCCCGCGAUUCAAUGAAUGUGCAGGGUGUUCCUUUGCACGCGACCAUUGUUUCACGUUUGUUCUGGCCGUCCUUCCAGCCCGCCCCGCUCAAGUUGCCUGGUCACCUCGGAAGGUGAGCUCGCAUACGUGUUGGACGUACAAACAGAGCAAGACCUUACUUUACUUAUCACUUUACAGAGCUCAACGCGAAUACGAUCAAGCGUUCACGGCGCUCAAGCCCGAGAAAAAGUUGCGAUGGCUUCCCCAGCUCGGCACAAUCAACAUCACAGUUGAUCUGCGCGAUCGAAGUUUGACUCUCGACGUCACACCUUUGCAAGCUUCGGUGCUUGAAGUGUUUCAAUUGCGAAGUACGAGAUCUUGCUAUGAAGGGGAAGCGCCGAGUGACUUCGCGCUGACGCGUAAAUUCGUACCGUGCAGCCAUUUGGACCGCCGAUUCGAUCGGUGACGAGUUGCGGAUCAUCGACACCGUGGCCAUUCGCAACGUUCUCUACUUCUGGAACAACCACGGGGUGCUCAAGAGCUUACCGGACGAUGAGUGGAAGCUGCUCGAGUUCACCGAUGCAGCGACGGAGAAGGCUGCUUCGCAUGGUGAGCGACUUCUGUCUGACAACCGGCUGCCUGAAACGAAUUUGAGCCGACGACCAUCCCACUCCGUUCGCCGCAGUGAUCGAGGAGGAGGCUCAAGCCGUGCAAAGCGUCGAAGCGCAACAAAUCGAGCAGGUUCGUACCCUAAGUGCUCCGUGUUCUGGAGCCACUCGGUUUGACACCUUCUCAUAUUUUACGAGCACAGAUGCGAGUCUACUGGCAGUACAUCAAGGGCAUGGUAUGUUUUUCGGCCCACUCCGGCCUUCGACGAAAAGCUAUGGCUGGUCCUGAUCAUCGGACCGAAAACUUUGCCUCGCAGCUGCUCAACCUAGGCGCCUUGCCGAUCGCUCGGAUUCAUUCCACCCUCAACAUGCUCGUCCCCACCUACAAGGGCAAAACGACGGACGAACUUGUCGCGUUCUUGGAUGCUAUGCGGAUCGAGGGCCUGGUGGAGAAGACGGCGAACGGAUCGUGGAAGAUUGUGAAAUGA